Molecule: messenger RNA, 3136 nt
Organism: Solanum verrucosum
Lineage: Eukaryota; Viridiplantae; Streptophyta; Magnoliopsida; Solanales; Solanaceae
Product: beta-amylase 7-like
Exons: 11
Coding region: 574-2661 (695 amino acids)
Biological process (GO): polysaccharide catabolic process
Molecular function (GO): beta-amylase activity
Source: RefSeq, a predicted model, not a curated record
UGCAAGUUCAAUACUUUGCUUAUUUUGGCACGUGCAGAACUUGUGAAUCGCACGCUUCGAAGAUAAGGUCACAAAGCACUUCAUCCGUGCCAAGCAUAUGCUUAGACACGCUUGGCUUCCUUCACACGCGUGAGAAACCUAGCCUUCGCAUGCUCGCCGUCUACCACCCUCGAUCUCUCCCUCCUCCGCCGGAUCUUCGCCGGAAAACCUUCCGGAACACAUAAAUCUCCUCUCCUCUCCUUCUGGUUCUUUCUGUAGGAAAUAUCCUUCCUUCACUCUGCUCCGGCCAAUUCGCCGGAAUAUUUAUUCUUGUAUAGAUAUGAAUCUGGUUACUCAGCGAUAAUCGUCGGCUUCGGUAUAUUUCUUACAACAACUAGAUGCCAGACGAGACCGGUUUCUUUUGUUGAAAUCAGGGAGCUGAAGAACCAAACUUCAGUAAUCAUAUCAAAAAUGUCUUCUGGAAUACUUUAGUCCAAUUAUUAUGCUGAAGCAUGAUAAGUGUAGGCAAUGUCAUCUAUAUCUGAGGUUUGAAAUGUAGUAAAACUCGAGUAAAAGAAGUGGUAGAAAGCUGGAAUGGCAUCAGAGAUGCAGAGAUAUGAUACAAACGAAGAUGACGAAGAGAUGGGAAUGGAUGUGAAAGAAGAAGAUGAUGAGGAUGAGGACGAUGAAGAGAAGAAUGCUGCCAUGCAUGCAAUAGCAGGUUUUGAUGGGGUACAUGGAUCUAGCAGCAGUAAUAGGUUUCAACACCAUCAGCAAUAUCACGAGCAACCAACCCCAGGGGGAUCCCGUAGAUGUAGGCCAUUAGAAGAGAAGGAAAGAACAAAGCUUAGGGAGCGACAGCGAAGAGCUAUUACUGCAAAGAUCUUGGCUGGACUCCGAAGGCAUGGGAACUAUAACCUUAGAGUUAGGGCCGAUAUCAAUGAUGUAAUUGCUGCUUUGGCAAGGGAAGCAGGUUGGGUUGUUCUUCCAGAUGGAACCACCUUUCCCUCAAGAUCACAACCACAGGGCACAGAUACUGCUGGUGGAACACCCACUACAAUGGUGACUUCAUCAUCUUCACAUAUACCUACACAACAUACUCCACCUGGUUCGUUGAAAGGUGUGCCUUCUGGGUUUCAGAACACGGACGAUCAGAGUGCCUGUCAAAUGAAAAGUGUUUUUGUACCUACUUCAUCCCCUUAUGAUUCAUCAUCCACUGCGCGAUCACAAACUUCGGCCAUGGUGGCAGAUGGACUAGACACACAAAAUGACCCAUUUCUUGUAGGGUCUGUGGAUUCAAUUGACAAGCAGGUUGUUGACAUGCACACAAAACUACAGGAGCGUGAUUUUGCUGGGACACCCUACAUUCCUGUUUAUGUUAUGCUACCUUUAGGAGUUAUUAAUAUGAAGUCUGAGCUUGUUGAUGCGGAUGGUCUAGUGAAGCAGUUGAGAGUGCUAAAAUCAAUAAAUGUCGAUGGUGUGAUGGUGGAUUGCUGGUGGGGCAUAGUAGAGGCAAAUGCUCCACAGGAUUAUAACUGGAAUGGAUAUAAAAGGCUUUUUCAAGUUGUGAGGGAGCAUAAACUCAAAAUAAAGGUUGUGAUGUCUUUCCACGAAUGUGGAGGUAACAUUGGUGAUGAUGUUUGCAUUCCACUGCCUCACUGGGUAUCCGAAAUCGGUCGAAGCAAUCCUGAUAUAUAUUUUACAGACAGAGCAGGACGACGGAACCCUGAAUGUCUCUCAUGGGGAAUAGACAAAGAACGAGUUUUGAGAAGCCGCACCGCUGUAGAGGUCUACUUUGAUUAUAUGAGAAGCUUUCGAGUGGAAUUUGAUGAGUUCUUUGAGGAUGGUAUUAUUUCCAUGGUUGAAGUUGGACUAGGACCAUGUGGGGAGCUAAGAUAUCCCUCUAAUCCUGUAAAGCAUGGCUGGAGGUAUCCUGGAGUUGGUGAAUUCCAGUGUUAUGACCAGUAUCUGCUGAAAAACCUGCGGAAGGCGGCUGAAGCAAGAGGACACUCAUUCUGGGCACGAGGACCCGAUAAUGCUGGUUCUUACAAUUCACGGCCACAAGAGACUGGAUUUUUUUGUGACGGGGGUGACUAUGAUGGGUAUUAUGGUAGGUUUUUCCUGAACUGGUACUCUCAAGUUCUGAUUGACCAUGCAGAUCGCGUGCUUUCUUUGGCCAAGUUUGCUUUUGAUGGGACAUGCAUUGCUGCAAAGCUAUCAGGAAUUCAUUGGUGGUAUAAGACAGCUAGCCAUGCUGCUGAAUUAACAGCUGGUUUUUAUAACCCUAGCAAUCGAGAUGGUUAUGUUGCGAUUGCUGCAAUGCUGAAGAAGCAUGGAGCUGCAUUGAACUUCAAGUGUGCUGAAAUGAGGAUGUUAGAGGAGGCAGUGGACUUCUGUGAGGCUCUAGGUGAUCCUGAAGGAUUAGCCUGGCAAGUGCGGAAUGCGGCUUGGGAUGUUUCUCUGCCAGUUUGCAGUGAAAAUGCACUUCUGUGUCAUGAUAGAGGAGGCUACAAUUGUUUACUGGAAAAAGCGAAACCGCUGAAUGAUCCGGAUGUGAAACAUAUUUUUGCUUUUACCUACCUUAGGCUCAGUCCCCUUCUCAUGGACGGACAGAACUACAUGGAAUUUGAACGAUUUGUUAAGAGAAUGCAUGGGGAAGCAGUCCUUGAGUUCCCAUCGUAGUUUGGGAGAGCAAGCAAUCUUCAAAAUGUGCAUAAGUUUCAUCAUCCUUUGGGAAAGCAGGAUUAUAUUUAUUUUUAUAGUAUAAUGCAAGUCUAAUUCAGGAGAGCAGGCAAUCUUCAGCUUGUGCACAUGUGGGGUUAUAUUUCUUUAGUACAGUGUAAGGAUACACUUCUGAAGGAAAAAUGAUGAAGCUGCAGUGCUAUCUGUGUAUCUUCUGGUCAGUGUUGUAGCGCAACGUGACCUAAGAUAUAUUAUUCGUGUUGAAGAUGAUCACAUACCGUCUUGUAGAAAGCAAAACUAGCUUAAGUUGCUGAAAGGAUGGAUUACUAGCAAGAAGUAAUGAAGAAACUGUAUCUUAAAACAGUGAUGUACUUGUCAUAUAGAUUAUUCAAUCCGAUUGCAAGGUGUAGGAAUUAUGUUACAUGUGCCUUUAAAUAAGCAUAUAUUCAGCUCAAUAAUCUUUGGAACUGCAAAA